Molecule: messenger RNA, 2965 nt
Organism: Rhopilema esculentum
Lineage: Eukaryota; Metazoa; Cnidaria; Scyphozoa; Rhizostomeae; Rhizostomatidae
Product: sodium/hydrogen exchanger 6-like
Biological process (GO): potassium ion transmembrane transport; sodium ion import across plasma membrane; proton transmembrane transport
Cellular component (GO): recycling endosome; plasma membrane
Molecular function (GO): potassium:proton antiporter activity; sodium:proton antiporter activity
Source: RefSeq, a predicted model, not a curated record
AUGGCGGCGAAAAUUUAUAUCUCGAUCUUUUUUACUUUUCUCGGCCUAACCAUGGCUUUCGAUUUAAUGGAUGAUGUUAAUCUGGAAGGUCAGAAGGAAGAUGAGAUUUCUAGCAGCCAUCGGACUGACAGUUUAAGCAUGCUUAUUCUAAUAUCAUUAUUAAUAGCGACUGUAUUGAUGAUCUGGUUGUUUAAGAUUCGGCGAUUUAGCUGUUUCCACGAAACCGGAGUUGCGAUGAUUUUUGGGAUUAUAGUCGGUGCUAUUAUUCGAUACUCUGAAGAUAAAGAUAGCGUCGAAAAGGCCGUCUCUAUACAUAACUGUGACAACCUGACUUCGGCGCCGCGUAAUGUUUGGAUGAAAGUCAACGGGACCCAAUACUCUUAUAUACUUUCGGGUAUCGUUCAACAUGCGAGAAAAGGAGCUGAGGGAAACGAGCUUGAAGAUAAAUCUUCCUUCAAUCCUGAGAUAUUCUUCUACGUUCUUCUUCCGCCAAUUAUAUUCUUCGAAGGUUAUCUACUGCAGCGCCGUUACUUUUUCAGAAAUCUCGGAGCCAUAUGCACGUACGCUUUUUUUGGCACGACCAUCUCCUGCCUUGUCGUUGGAGGGAUGAUUUUCGGAUUCAACAAGCUGACAGGAGUUGUCGAAACAUUUGAUUUUCCCGAAUGUCUGCUUUUCGGUGCAAUGAUUUCAGCAACAGACCCGGUAACAGUGUUAGCUAUCUUUCAUGAUUUGCAUGUGGACGUGGAUUUGUAUGCUUUAGUUUUUGGCGAAAGCGUACUGAAUGAUGCCGUGGCUAUCGUUCUUUAUCGUGCAAUUGAGACGUAUCUCGCCUACAACCCGUCAGAAGUUCGUAAAUUUGAUGUGUUUUCGUUCUUCACGGCUUUAGGCGAAUUCGUUGCUAUCUUCGCCGGAUCCUUGCUCAUAGGCUGUGCAUUUGCCUGCAUCACCGCCCUUCUGACAAAGCUCACAAAGAUUGGCAUGUUCCCUAUUUUGGAAACAGCCCUCUUUUUUCUGAUGUCAUAUACAACGUUUCUGGCAGCUGAAGUGGCAAGCUGGUCAGGUAUCGUUGCGGUGCUGUUCUGCGGAAUAACACAGCGACACUAUACCCAUAAAAAUCUUUCCCCAGAGUCAUCAAUAAGAACGCUACAAACAUUUGAACUUUUAAACUUCCUAGCAGAAAAUUUCAUAUUUUCUUACAUAGGGCUAUCCGUUUUCCUUUUCAACUACCAUCAGUGGAACUUUGGUUUUAUUGGUACUGCCUUUAUAGCAAUUCAUAUUGGCCGUUUUCUGAACAUUUACCCGUUAUCUUUGCUGCUGAAUUGUGGCAGGACGCGCAAAAUCGCCUGCAGUCAUCAACAUACAAUGAUGUUUGCUGGUCUUCGUGGUGCCAUCGCAUUUUCGCUUGCCAUUCGUAACACCGUAUCGAUGCCACGGCAAAUGAUGCUCACAGCCACAUUGUCUAUUGUCGUAAUAUCGGUGAUUUUCUUCGGUGGGCUGACCCUGCCAAUGACGAAAUGUCUUGGAAUAGAGACUGGAAUUGAUGAAACCGAGGAAGAGUUCAAGGCAAAAAGACUUAGUUUGAUUGACAUCAAUGACCCAAGUAACACAGAUGAAGACAGGGCGGAGAAGAAGAAGUUCGAAAAGUCUUGGCUAGUGAGGACAUUUUCUGCCUUUGAUACCAAAUACCUGAAACCAAUUUUCACUGAUAUACACAAUGAGUAGACAAUUUGUCUUCCGCUAGCAAAGCCACGUAACAGAAGCAUAUUUUGAACUUGGCAUCUUUUUCAAAAAAGCUUCGGUUAACUGAAGUGAAUGAGAUGAAAUAUGACAGUGACAACGGUCAACCUGACGCCGAAGCCUUGAGUUUUCUUAUUGGAUCGGUUGGGAAAACCAAACACCUUAUGGAGUCGGUUGUACCAGACUAAAAAUAAAUUGAUGAGCGGAAAAAACAUCGAAGACUAGAUGCAUGACACAACGCAAAAUGCAAGGAACUCAGUCAAUCUUGGUAAAACAUGUCACCUGAACGGAGAACCACUCGCCCUUUUAAUGACCAAGAUUUAUCUUAAAAACCAAUUCCUAGACGUCGUUCUUUAAAAAAUGUCCGCUUUCAAUUCUAAUAAAGCACAUAUGGCUCCCAGAGCGGUAAUACAAAUUGUAUAAAAUUCUUAAUCUGUACUUGUAUUGACUCUGAAAAGUUGUGUUUUUGCAACGACGAUUCAUGUGCACACAGUCAUUGUUUGUAGUUUGUCUGCAGAAAAGGUAGAAUAGGCAAAAGACGCAUUCUUGUCUGCAAUGUCUGCCUUGCGUACGGAACGAAAAAUGCGUCUCCUUUGCGUCUUCGACAGAAUGCUUAAAACAAAGAAUACAAACAGAGACAAGUAUAUUGAUGGAGAUAAUGAAAUUUAUUCAACACAAGCCAUUUCUUUUCAACUCAAGUUUUGGCUUGGCUCAUGACAUUAGUUCUAUAUUAGCAAGGCGUUCUAUAAAUGAAGGAGUCGCCUCUGUGAUGUCAUAAGUGACAAUUGAAAUGGGGUUACGUCACACAGGAAUAGCGGGACAACCAAAAAAGAUAAAAGUCAUUUUUAGGUGACUAAUCUAUAUUGCUCUUAAAAUACAAAUUAAUAAUCUAGGUAAAAAUUCGUAUAUUUCCUUAUAUUACAUAGAGAAUUUCUUUGAAAUAAAAGUAUCCCGAAAUUCUCAUUUCGUUGAUAAUGAAAUUAUAAAAAUAUGUUUACAUGCAUUAAUAUUUACAUUUGAAAUAUAAAGAACCAGUUUAGCAAGUUUCAAUUGUAAACUGGCUUUCAAAAAAAUAUUUCUGUAAUUUGAAAAUUUCUUAUGGAAUAUUCCCAGAUAUAUUAAACUGCCAGUGUCCAUAUAUUAAAGGCCAUUUCAUAACUAUAUGCUUUUGCGAUGUGCUGUUCCUGAAAUUGUCUUCUUUUAUUAUGAUCAAAAUACUUGGUUGUGA